AAAUAUAACAAAGAACAUGAAGAAAAAUACAUUUAUAACGUUGAUGUCUUGUUUGGUGCAGAUGCAGUUGACCCAAGACCAGAGUGGGAAUUGAUAAAAGAACCUAUCAAAGGAUUAUCAGGUCAAGUUCCUGCUUAUAUUACAUUAAAGCAUUCUCCAAUGACCAAAGUUGAGAAGCCAAAGCUCAAGAUAGAUGCAGGUGCUCGUUUUAAAGUAUUACAAGUUGCUGACUUACAUUUCAGUACAGAUGAAGGUGUUUGUCGUGAUCAAUACCCUGAAGUUGCUGACUGUAAAGCUGAUAAACGAACAUUGAAAUUUUUGGAGUCUGUCCUAGAUAUCGAAACCCCAGAUCUUGUGGUUUUAACCGGUGAUCAAGUAUUUGGUGAUGAUUCAUUUGAUUCUGUAACAACAAUGUUGAAAGUUUUAAACCCAUUUAUCAAAAGAAAAAUACCGUAUGCCGUGAUGUUUGGUAAUCAUGACGAUGAAGGCUCCCUCACAAGAGAACAACUGAUGAGUUUGAUUGAAGCCGCACCUUAUUCAUUAGCUCAAGCAGGUCCUUCUAACGUUGAUGGUGUUGGGAACUAUGUAUUUUCCGUGAAAGAUAAUGAUAAAAAGACAAAUUUGUUAACAUUUUAUGUGUUGGAUUCUCACAAAUAUUCACCAAGACCAAAGACUAAUCCAGGUUAUGAUUGGAUUAAGGAAAAUCAAUUACUGUUUGUUCAACGUCAACAUGAAUCUAUUCUUGAAACGCAUGAAAAUCAUCUAUCGUUUGCCCUAUUCCAUAUUCCAUUACCUGAAUACAAAAAUUUAAAUAAUCAGCCAUUCAUUGGUAAUUACAAAGAGGGUAUAACAGCACCAAAAUACAACACUUAUGCAAGAGAUUUAUUUGCAAAGAUUGGGGUUUCAAUUGUCUCUGUUGGUCAUGAUCAUUGUAAUGAUUAUUGUCUACUUGAUUCAAAUGCUGAACUGAACAAUAAGUUAUGGUUAUGUUAUGGAGGUGGAUCAGGAGAAGGUGGUUAUGGAGGUUAUGGUGGAACAACAAGAAGAUUGAGAAUAUUCGAUAUUGAUACAUCGGAUGCAACUGUUAAAACUUAUAAAAGAUUAGAAACAACACCUAAUGAAAUCUUUGAUCAACAAACAUUAGUGCAAAAC
Molecule: messenger RNA, 1152 nt
Organism: Hansenula anomala
Lineage: Eukaryota; Fungi; Ascomycota; Saccharomycetes; Phaffomycetales; Wickerhamomycetaceae
Gene: DCR2
Product: phosphoprotein phosphatase
Exons: 1
Cellular component (GO): cytoplasm
Molecular function (GO): phosphoprotein phosphatase activity
Source: RefSeq, a predicted model, not a curated record